Messenger RNA from Purpureocillium lilacinum, 984 nucleotides. RefSeq lists its product as uncharacterized. NCBI's taxonomy places the organism in Eukaryota, Fungi, Ascomycota, Sordariomycetes, Hypocreales, Ophiocordycipitaceae. The record is from RefSeq and is a predicted model, not a curated record.
AUGCCGGAUCCAAAUCAAAAGACUCUCGACAAGUGGAUGUCGUCUGGGGGCAGCGCCAGCCGGCGUGGCGUGGCAGGCACCUCGUCACACCAAAACCCACCAAAGCGCGACUCGUAUCGCCAGCGGGAAGACCUCGCCGCAACGGCCAAGGAGACCAGGACCGUUCUCCCCGACAUUCUCAAGCAUCUCCCCGAUAUUCAGGCCGCCAAGUCUGAAGCGCUCUUCCUGGACACGCUGCCGCCGCUCAAGGCGUCCGACUGCCCCAAGAGAACACCGACGGGCAAGGCCACGAUCCGCAUUGUCAACGAUGACUCAUUCAACGCCGCCAUCGAGCUCGCGGCAUCCAAGGCAUCGUCUCCGGAUUCCGGACGCGUCGCGGUUCUGAACAUGGCCAGCCACGCCAACCCGGGUGGCGGCUGGCUCAAGGGUGCUCGCGCGCAGGAGGAAGCGCUGUGCUAUCGCAGCUCGCUGGCCCUUUCCUUGCACCGCCGAUACUAUCCAUUCAAACAGCGCAUGGGGCUGUACACGCCUGACGUGGUCGUCAUCCGCUCCGACAUGCCGUCCGGCCACAAGCUGCUGCUGCCAGACGUCAAGCCCGAGGACCUCCCCGUCGUGAGCGUGCUCAGCGUCGCGGCGCUCCGCCAGCCGGAGACGAAGCGCGUCCGCGGCAACACGCCAGCUGGUGCCGUGUACGAGCGUCUCGUCUACGCGGACCCCAGGGCGCGGGUGCUUACCAAGGACAAGAUGCGGCUGUGCCUGCGGAUGGCCGCACAACGAGGCCACGGGCUCCUGGUCCUCGGGGCUCUGGGCUGCGGCGCGUUCAGGAACCCCAAGGAGGAGGUGGCCAAGUGCUGGCUCGAGGUACUGCAGGAGACCGAGUUCCAGGGUGGAUGGUGGGAGGAGGUAUGGUUUGCCGUGUAUGACCGACGGAACGAGGGCAACUUUGAGGUAUUUGAGGAGACGCUCGGGGGCCAGGAGGUGUGA